Molecule: messenger RNA, 1794 nt
Organism: Spirodela intermedia
Lineage: Eukaryota; Viridiplantae; Streptophyta; Magnoliopsida; Alismatales; Araceae
Source: the annotation of a GenBank genome assembly
AUGAUCAAGCUGAGUGGGAAGCAAUCCCAGGCCACCAAUUCUAUCUGCUGCAACGCCACCGCAAUCUCCACAUCCUCCUCGAUUGCCCUCCUUGACCCUCUAAGCCAAUCCCCUUUCUCCUACUGCCCAAAUGCCUCCUCUGUUCAGCCGGUACCGCUGACGACGACAUUGACGACCGCCCGGGAAGAGCCAGACCAGAGAGCUCUAUCCCGCUCUCCCUCAUGGGGGAGACCUAAUUGGAACCUCCUCCAGCGGUGGGCCGCCACCGCCUUGGACUCUGUGGAGGACGCCUUUAUCUGCAACGUGCUGGAACGCUCCCAUCCCCUACCCAAGACGGCCGACCCCGCCGUCCAGAUAUCCGGAAAUUUCGCGCCCGUUGGGGAGACGUCCGUCCGCCACGAACUUCCAGUUGCCGGCCGCAUCCCUUCCUGCCUCAACGGCGUCUACCUCCGGAACGGCGCCAACCCCCUGUUCGAGCCCGUCGCAGGCCACCAUUUCUUCGACGGCGACGGCAUGGUCCAUGCCGUCACGCUCCGCAACGGCGAGGUCAGCUACGCCUGCCGCUUCACCGAGACGGAGCGGCUCGUCCAGGAGCGGGCCGUCGGGCGGCCCGUCUUCCCCAAGGCCAUUGGCGAGCUCCACGGCCACUCGGGCAUUGCUCGUCUCCUGCUCUUCUACGCCCGCGGCCUCUUCGGCCUGGUGGACCACAGCCGCGGAACCGGCGUCGCCAACGCGGGCCUCGUCUACUUCAACGGCCGGCUCCUGGCCAUGUCCGAGGACGACAUCCCCUACCACGUGAGAAUCAGUCCCUCCGGUGAUCUCGAGACAGUGGGGCGGUACGACUUCGAGGGUCAGCUCAACUCGACCAUGAUCGCCCAUCCGAAGCUGGAUCCCUCCUCCGGCGAGCUAUUCGCUCUCAGCUACGACGUCGUCCGCCGGCCCUACCUCAAGUACUUCUGGUUCUCCGUCGACGGCAAGAAGUCGCCGGAUGUCGAGAUCCCGCUCGACCAGCCCACCAUGAUGCACGACUUCGCCAUCACAGAGAACUUCGUCGUGAUUCCGGACCAGCAAGUGGUGUUCAAGCUGCAGGAGAUGAUUCGUGGUGGGUCCCCCGUGAUGUACAACAAGGAGAAGACUUCUCGUUUCGGCAUUCUUCCCAAAUAUGCCGCCGACUCGUCGGAGUUGAGGUGGGUCGAGGUCCCCGACUGCUUCUGCUUUCACCUGUGGAACGCAUGGGAGGAGGCGUCCACCGGCGAGAUCGUGGUCAUCGGCUCCUGCAUGACGCCGCCGGACUCCGUGUUCAAUGAGUGCGACGAGAGCCUAAAGAGCAUCCUCUCGGAGAUAAGGCUCGACCCGAGGACCGGCAAGUCGACAAGGCGUCCCAUCGCCGAUCAGGUGCAGGUCAAUCUAGAGGCCGGCAUGGUCAACCGUAACCUCCUCGGGAGGAAGACGCGAUACGCGUACCUGGCUAUCGCGGAGCCCUGGCCCAAGGUCUCCGGGUUCGCCAAAGUCGACCUCACCACCGGAGAGGUCACCAAGUUCAUCUACGGCGAAGACCGCUACGGCGGCGAGCCCUACUUCGUGCCACGCAGCACCGUCUCCGACGGCUCCCUCUCGGAGGACGACGGGCACGUGGUGACCUUCGUCCACAACGAGAGAACCUCAGAAACGGAGCUGCUGAUAGUGAACGCCGCCGACAUGCGUGAGGAGGCGUCCGUGGAGUUGCCGUCGAGGGUUCCCUACGGCUUCCACGGGACAUUCGUCAGGUCCUCCGACCUGGAAUCCCAGGCCUGA